AUGCCGCGAACCGCCACCAGCUUCCUCAGUCGGAUCACAUCCCGCUGCGUGGGACAGAGAGCACAUGCCACAUAUUCUAAUGCCUUAUACAGGUUUUACACUCUAGAAGAUGAAAUAGAAAUCCAACCCACCCUCUUCUCACUGGUUCCUCAAUAA
This is a messenger RNA of Auxenochlorella protothecoides, 156 nucleotides long. RefSeq lists its product as hypothetical. NCBI's taxonomy places the organism in Eukaryota, Viridiplantae, Chlorophyta, Trebouxiophyceae, Chlorellales, Chlorellaceae. The record is from RefSeq and is a predicted model, not a curated record. The transcript has a single exon. The coding region runs from base 1 to 156 and encodes 51 amino acids.